This is a messenger RNA of Aedes albopictus (Asian tiger mosquito), 1287 nucleotides long. RefSeq names its product AH receptor-interacting protein. The transcript is spliced from 3 exons. NCBI's taxonomy places the organism in Eukaryota, Metazoa, Arthropoda, Insecta, Diptera, Culicidae. Gene Ontology annotation, molecular function: peptidyl-prolyl cis-trans isomerase activity; protein binding. Bases 159 to 1115 code for a protein of 318 amino acids. The record is from RefSeq and is a predicted model, not a curated record.
CAUCAGGGUGCUUUAAAUUUGUUUUGAAUUUAGUGUUUCUUUACCAUCGACUCCGAAGGGUGGUGUCUUACAUCCUUUUAGAUAUUCGACGCGUUCCCACUCCACUUGUGUUACUGAGGACAUCACGUAGAAUCUUCAUUUCAACUACAGACAGUGCCAUGGAUCCCUGUGUGGACGAAGCGAAAAUCGUUAAGGAAACGCUUCAUGCUGGCACAAAGGUGGUCUCGUUCCGGGACGGAACCCGCAUAAAGUUCCACUUUCAGACGCGCAAACUGGACGGGACCGUGCUGGAUGACAGCCGCGAAAUGGCCAAACCCAUGGAGCUGGUCCUGGGCAAAAAGUUCAAACUGGACGUGUGGGAGGUGUGCCUGCAGAAGAUGGCCCUGCACGAGGUGGCCAAGUUCCGGUGUGAUAAGUCCCUCCUGCAGCAGUACCCGUUUGUUUCGAAGACUAUUCGGGAUUCGAUGAAACCGUCGGACCAGCGGAAGCACUGCUGUGGGAUGACCCUCCAGAACGAGGGCAUCGGGUAUAAGGAUUUGGACGAGCUGUUUGGGUGUCCACAGGAUUUAGAGUUUGUACUGGAGGUGCUGUCGAUCGAGGAUCCGGAGGAAUAUCAGAAGGAAUCGUGGCAGCUGAGCGAUGAGGAAAAGCUGGAUCAGGUCAAGAAGCUGCGGGAGAAGGGGAACGAGUGUUAUUUAAGGAAGGAUUAUGCGGGCGCGACGGAGGCGUACUCGUACGCUGCGGGGUUGAUAGAGCAGCUGAUGUUGAAAGAAAAACCCAACGACACGGAAUGGCUGGAGUUGGCCAAACUGAAGGUUCCGCUCCUUCUCAACUACUCGCAGUGUAAGCUGCUGGACAAGGAUUACUACGCCGUUAUCGAGCACUGCAGCGAAGUGCUGGACAAGUAUGACAAGGACAACGUGAAGGCACUGUUCCGGAGGGCGAAGGCCCACGUCGGAGCGUGGAAUCCGGAUAAGGCCAAAGCUGAUUUUGAAAGGGUGGCUGAACUAGAUCAAGCCCUAGCUGGGGCGGUUAGUAAAGAGCUGAAAAAUCUUCAGGAACUGAUACGACUGAAGGACGUGGAGGAUAAACUUCGGUUUCAGAAGUUGUUCUGAGACGGGGGACGAUUUUGUGCUUGUUGUAGGUAUAACUUUCUGUUGUAGAUUGUAACUAGGUGGACGAACGCUGUCGAGCAGUAUUGUGUGUGCUUGUGACUUUAUGGGAACGUACGCAAUCAUUUUUAUAACUCUGAUGUAGUCAAUUUCACUUUAUGAAUGUAAAGCCAUA